This is a messenger RNA of Trichoplax adhaerens, 972 nucleotides long. RefSeq lists its product as uncharacterized. The record is from RefSeq and is a predicted model, not a curated record. The transcript has 4 exons. NCBI's taxonomy places the organism in Eukaryota, Metazoa, Placozoa, Uniplacotomia, Trichoplacea, Trichoplacidae. Bases 1 to 972 code for a protein of 323 amino acids.
AUGGCUGCUUUAACAACAUUAAUUCAAAUAUGGCUAACAUUGCUCUCCAUUGGUAUCCUUGGCCAAUCGGACUGUCGGCAGUUGUCACUGCUAGCGAACAUGACUGUAGUGGAGAAAAUUGCUUUUGAAUCGUUAGGCCGACAAAUGUGUAUUGGCAAGUAUAUCGAUUAUCAGUAUUUUAACGCAAGAUGUAUUCAAAACGAUCCAUCACCUGGCCUAUAUCAAAAAUGUCGAGAAGGUUGUCUUAUACCUAUACUCAAUAUUAACUUUUGGAACACGAAAUAUCAAUGCAGAAGUUUAUGCUUUGCUAGAGCAAAGGAUUUUACUCUAGCGACGUGCAUGCUAGCUUGCAAUUCCUUAGAUGUAAUGCGAGACCAUCUAAGUGACUACUUGAAAUUGCGCUUUAAGCCGUACUUACUACCUGAGAUUGCUACUAAAUACAACAGAUCCCUAGCAUCAAUCAACUUUGAACAUCUUCCAAUUAAGAAACCUGCUCCACAUGAUAAAGGGCCUACUCUCCUACCCGCAACAGAAUUGAAGGCGAAAGAAGAGAUUAUGAAACGCAUUGUAGAUCCUGAUUCAUCCAUUACCAUUCCAAAAAUGUGCAUUAAUCAAGCGCAAAUUAAUUUAGCCAAGCAAGUGCAAGCACCAAAGGAUUAUUUUGGUUACACAUUAACGUGGGGAUUUCAGGGAGGCGAUGAUAAUUGCAAAAUUUUAAAACGGACAACCACAGCAUUUACAAUUGUAUUUGAUAAAGAAGUGCCGUCAUUGUGCCCUCCGAUCCAUGUUACAAUUACAACCUACCCAGCAAAACCAAGAUCAUAUAUUAGUGAAAAUGUCUAUUUCAAUCGAGAUAUAAUGAAACAUCUCCCUAAUUGCCAUGCUAUAAUAAAGGAAGUACCUACAUCUAACAACAUGGUUAUCAAGACAGCAGGUACCACCCACUAUCCUGGAUUUACAAAUGGUAAUUGA